AUGCAGAUCUUUGGAUGGGCAUUCAUCUUGGAAGCAGUCGCCAUUACAGCCGUCAAUGCUGCAACCAUCGUCAUAUUCACCAGGACGAACCGUCUUCACAGCAAACAGUACAUUAUGAUUAUCAGCCAGGCUGUAGCUGAUCUCUUUGUUGGUCUAGUGGCUAUUCCAGUGUUUGGUGUUUCACUUGCACUAAACGAAGAUCCACGCACCUCUUCGACGUUUAAACAAGUGUUUCUUACGACAGAUAGUCUGUUUGUAGUAGCUUCCAUGGUUGGUUUGGCAGCGUUGGCCAUUGAACGAGCACAUGCAACAUACUUUCCAUUCAGACACUCCACAUUAUCUAAAGGACCGUACAUCAUCGGGAUAAUUUUGAUGUGGGCAGCUCCAAUCUCCGUGGCUGUUCUAUAUACCAUUUUCGACCCGCCAGAUGCAGUAAACAGCAAACUUGCAGUUACUGUUCUUGCAGUUGUAAUAAUUGUUUCAGCUUAUUCUCUCAUCGUUUUCAAAGUCCGCUACCGAACCACUCAAGCCCAUGAUGUAACCAUCCAAGAAAACAAGAAACUGACUGUCACUCUUGCUGUUGUAACUACACUAAGUCUGGUCAUGUGGCUGCCCUUCCAAUGCCUGGGAAUGGCUGGUGUCCUCAAAGGUUCUUCUCCUUUCAUCUACUUUCCUGCGAAAUUUCUCCAAUAUGGCAACUCGCUCGUUAAUUCCGUUGUCUACGCKUUUCGUAUGCGUGAAAUAAAAAGAGAAAUCUUGCGUACAUUCCUGUGCUGUCGAAACAAUCAAAUCUCGAUAAAUAACGAAACACUGCCUUAGUUGAGACGAUAGAAAUGAGUUGGAAAUGAUUUAGUAUCAUAUGGAAACAGACAAAGAAACAUUUUGGCUUUUUGACGUACAGCAGUCAUAGAAAUGUCUUUGUUUUGACUUUUUUGGAUUUACCAAAAAAAACCUUCAAGAAUCUAAUUGUGCUUCUAAUUGUCUUCCUGUUUAAAGAGGUGACUUUUAAAACGAAGGUUGUACACAUAUCCGGGAAAAUGUAUCUUCAUUUAUAAUAUAAAUAGCGAUCAAACACAAACGCUUUCCACUAGUUGUUUCAUACAAUGAUAAGAMGCCAUAGUACAAUGAUAAGAAGAUCAGAUGUUCAGUGACCAAAUAAUCAGGCAUGGCUCGGUUUUCUCCAAAUUUUAGUGAUGGCAAGUCGUGAAUUCAGCUGUUGGUCUGACCUGUCACUCGGGUAACAAACGCUUUAUAUGAUAGACAGCUAAUAUACAUCGCCAGGAAAAGUAAAACCAUAGCCGACUAUUAUUGCAAAUAAAAAAGAUUCACUUGUAAAUGAUGAAGAUUGUACAAAUAUUGUAAAACAGUGUAAAAAAAUCUGAGAUUUAA
Messenger RNA from Exaiptasia diaphana, 1389 nucleotides. Its product is annotated as neuropeptide FF receptor 2-like. The record is from RefSeq and is a predicted model, not a curated record. Lineage: Eukaryota; Metazoa; Cnidaria; Anthozoa; Actiniaria; Aiptasiidae. Gene Ontology annotation, biological process: G protein-coupled receptor signaling pathway. The coding region runs from base 1 to 819 and encodes 272 amino acids. The transcript has a single exon. Gene Ontology annotation, molecular function: G protein-coupled receptor activity. Gene Ontology annotation, cellular component: membrane.